Messenger RNA from Brassica rapa (field mustard), 538 nucleotides. RefSeq names its product protein RALF-like 26. NCBI's taxonomy places the organism in Eukaryota, Viridiplantae, Streptophyta, Magnoliopsida, Brassicales, Brassicaceae. The record is from RefSeq and is a predicted model, not a curated record.
CCUAAUUCCCACAAAAAGCAGAAAGAAGAAAGAUCAAUAAGAGAAAUUAGAUCAACAGGGGAAAAUAUCACUUUCUCCUAAGAAGAGAAAAUGAAGGCAUGUGUGAUAUUAAUGUUGGUGAUUUGUGCCGCUGUGAUUGUGGAGCAAUCGGAGGCUAAAAAAGACAGGAAAUAUUUAAGUCCACACAUCUUUGACCCAUGCCAUGGUCCUAACCCUCCAGCGGGAUGUCAUCCUCCUCACGAUGGACCUCCUGUCCCUGCCAACAAAUACACGCGUGGUUGCUCAAAAAUUCACCGAUGCCGAGGUGGAGGGUAAAUUUAACAUGAUAUUCCUUUGCAUGAUCCAUAUUUCUCUUAUAUGAUUUAUACCAAGUAUAACUGAUUUUUUUUUUUGUCAACACCAAGUAUAACUGAUAUACAAAUUUGCAUAAGUACAUGUAUAUGAGAACUUAUAUAUGUUUAUUUAUAAAUUUAUUCUUUUAAAUUCAGUUCACAAGUUCAUAUUUUUUUAAUAAUAAUUUAAUUGCUGCGUUAAAACU